CGCCCCUGCGCCCGGGGUGUGGGAGCGCGGCAGAGCGCGCGGCAGAGGCCGGGCGCGUGGGGACGCGGAGUGCGGGGUCUGCGCGAGCGGCGCGGCACACGGAGCGCGCUGGCCGCCUGAGCUCGGCGCGGAGCCCGGAGCCCGGAGCCCGGAGCCCGGAGCCGGCCGCCACCCGCCCCGUGUGCGCUGGGCGGUAGCCCCGGCCGCGGCAGCCCGGCUCCCGGGGAGCGCGCCCCGCCAUGGAGCCUUCGCACAAAGACGCCGAGACGGCGGCGGCGGCGGCGGCGGUGGCGGCGGCAGACCCCCGGGGGGCGUCCUCGUCCAGCGGGGUGGUGGUGCAGGUCCGCGAAAAGAAGGGUCCUCUGCGCGCUGCCAUCCCCUACAUGCCCUUCCCGGUGGCGGUCAUCUGCCUCUUCCUCAACACUUUCGUGCCGGGACUUGGGACGUUCGUCUCGGCCUUCGCCGUGCUGUGCGGCGCCCGCACUGACCUCCCGGACAGGCACGUGUGCUGCGUCUUCUGGCUGAACGUCGCGGCUGCCCUCAUCCAGGUCCUCACGGCCAUCGUCAUGGUGGGCUGGAUUAUGAGCAUCUUCUGGGGCAUGGACAUGGUCAUCCUCGCCAUCUCCCAAGGCUACAAGGAGCAGGGCGUCCCGCAGCAGCUCUGAGCCCUCGGGGGCCGCCGAGAAGUCCAGGCUGGCCGCAUGAGGGCCGCGCCAGGCAGCGGUGUACACAGGGACCUUUACACGUUCUCUUCUGCCGUUUCCUGGGUUUGGAGUGGAAAGUGGGGAUUUUUAAAAUAUUAUUUAUUUUGGAAACGCAUCUGCUUUUCUCAGCAGGCUCUGCGGGCUGCCAGCCCCUCCCCCUGUUCCAGAAAGCCCUGUAGGCGCAGGCACCCAGAAGAGCUCAAGUGCUGUGGGGAGUGGGAUGCAGACGGGAAUGCUAGGAUGCUCUGACUCGCCCCCGCCCUGCGUCGCCCCCUGCCCAUGGCAUGGGCACCCUGGAGCCACCAGGCUGGGCAGCAGGGGCCCCUCCCCUGUGAGCAGGGCCUCACCAAGAGGCAGGACUAUGGUGGUUACUUCCUCUGAGUCCCCCGCCCCUACCAGAGUGGUCUCCUGGGGGCAGCACAAGGGCAGGAGUGAGGAGGGACAGACUCCAGCCCGGCGUGGAAAAGCCUGCUGUGCCCUCAGCUGUGGGGGUACGGAUCCCCACAGGUGUCUCCCGGCCCUGCCCUCCUACGGCAGCCCCCACUUCCUUGCCACUGAGAUCUCUGGGCCUGGGGGUGUUUUGACAUUUGUCUCCCCGGGAAGAAGAGCAGUGGCUCCGUCCCUGGGGCAAAACCACUGGCACUGCGGGAUGUUCAUACACAAAAUCACCCACCCAGGUCUGAACGGGCACGGGCUGGCAGCCUUCCACAAUACACUUAACACCAUUUCCAGUCCACAGUCCUGUUUCUGAAAUCCUUGGGGCCGGAUGGGCCUCUGAAUUCAGAAAUUUGCGAUCUGAGAAAGAGAAUAGGAGACAUUCAGCAUCCAUUUCCUACCCUCUGCCGGAGAGGGGAACGGCUCUCCACCGUUAAGCACGUGACUAUUUCUGCAGAGAAACGUGAAUAGUCAGACUAACUGGGAUCAAUAAAAACUGUAAAUAGCCUCACCUCAGUUCAGGUUAGAUUUCCCACUGUAUAAGUUAUGGGAGAAAGCUUUACCAUUUGAGAGCUUUGGGGGUUUUAGAACUGCAAAAAACAAAAUUGUUUUGGGGUUGUGGACCUCUAUCUGAAAAUCCUUCUUGCAGACAGGUGCAUUGGGGUGACAUUGUUGGCGUCACAGAGGGAUUCCUCCCACCACAAAGGGACCAGGGACCCUUUAAGAUGCCUCUGUAAGUGAUUGUUGCAGAGUCAGAGCCCAGAAGAGGGAGGAACCAACAGAAGUUGUCCAGGCUACUGUAGGUCAAGUAUCAACCUGAAAUUAAGAGAAGGGAGAUCCAAAAUGGUGGCAUUUAGAUGUCCAUUUUCUUAUCAUUUUCAUUCUAACACAGGAAUCGCUAAAAUGUGCGACUGGACCAAGGCCAGGCUUCCAACCCCACUGGACUUUGUGCCAUUGGGUGGGUCUCUCUCUGAGGGGCCUUUCCUGUCUAUCAGGGGCUGGAGAAGUGACUGGUCUGGCCGUUUCCUCUGUGCUGGACGGGAAUGCCUGUGGAGCCUGAAGCUGGCUGUGAGCCCCUUUGCUGGCAUAAUCUCUGUUCUUAAAGCCCGCACCUGGGGCAGGGGCCCACCUAGCCUGUCCACGGUCCUGCCCGGAAGUGGGCCUCAGGCUCCCUGUGGCCUGGACAGCUCCCUGGUGUUCUCUGAGAAACGGAAUCCCCUCCAAACACUCACCACCCUGGGCCCCAUUCGGAGACGGUUCUCUGCUCCUGGCCUGCCCCUGCCCCGCCGCCCACCCCUUGGCUUUGACGAGCAUCUUGUCCCUCUUCCAUCGCUGCCUGGGGCUGCUUGCACUUUUUGAACAAAUGGCAGCAUCUUGAUCUCUUCCCUCCACCUUUCUUCAUGACCCAACCCAGGCCUCGGCUGUUUCACUGAUGUUUGGAGGCCUCUGUGUUUUCAAGGCGUGGGACCAGAUUUGGCUUUAUCCAGAAAGCCAGAACCUUUCGCUGUGUGAAGGCAGCAUCCUCCAGGCCAAGAAGAGAGCGGGCUGGCUCCUGGCUGCUCUCGAGGAGGAAGCGAUGUCCAAUCCUGGAGCCUGGAAUCAGAUAAAGCAGCUUCAGCUGAGGGAGAUCCCGGCCCAGCCCGCCCCCCCCCCCCUGCCUCCCCAGCCCUUCCCCCAAACUGUGCCCGACUUUACCUGACUCCCUGGAGUGAUGACAGGCCUCAGAGGGGGCUGCCCCCACAAGGGAGAGAGGAGGAUUUUAUUUUCCCAGCUUGGGCUGGGGGUGGCUGCUGAGGGGGUAGAGGAGAGAUGGCAAUUUAUGUUGCAUGUUUAGUGACACAAUCCAGGAACAGGUGGGGUUUUCUUGAGUGGCAGGUGUCACCAUGAGUCCCAGUGUGGGAUGGUUUAAUACAGGGGUUUGAGUGAUUGAAAGGACAUCUCCCCUCCGCACAGCCCCUGCCCUGGUCCCCCCCAACCUGUGGGCUGCUUCUCCAAACUCGAGAGGACAUUGGCCUCGGGAGGAAGUCCCUUUCCAGGUAACUGAUGUGUGGCAGAGACCAAGAGGACCCCGCCUGUCUUCUGAGCAAUGAGUCUGUGAGGAUUGCCACGCGGGUGGAGUCAGUCAAAAUAGCGUCCCUCCAAACUAGGCCAUGGUCUCAGCAUCAUCGUCUUCUCAGAUAAGGGACAGUGGCUAGCGUACCCCAUGUUGUCUGAGCUGGCCACUCGGCUGUUAGAUGGCCGGAGGUAAUUUAUUAAACACGAACCAGCUGAAAAUUAGGCUUCUCGUGCCAGCUAGUGCUUGAUUGACACACAGCUUGUGGCUGGCAGAGCUGGGCUUGCCUCGAUGGCGCAACACAGCAUGAUGGUCCAGGAGUCACAGGGCAUGUGGCGGGUUUGGCUUUUCAUCAGUCCUAGGACAUUCCUUGGCUUGGGUGUUUGGGACAGGGGUCACAGGCUCACAGAGAAUGUCACAGUGAAUGAGAGACCCCCAGGACCUAAUUAUGACAGAGUGGGACCCUGGAGCAAGGAUGAGCCACCUGGCACCUGGGAGUGUCCUGCACACAUGGAGACUGUUGACCUGGGUCUUCAGCUCUGAGGCUGCUGUAGAGCCAAGGACCUCAGGCCAGGGUCCCUGAGGGAGCACAGGAGGCAGGUGGCUCCUGGCUCUGGUCUGGCACCCCCCCACACUCUGCUGUGGCCCACCCCCAGCCCCGGCCUGACACGCCGCAGGCCCGGCCUUGGAGCCCAUCUCUGGCUGCACUGGAGGGGAGGGGAGGGCAGGACACGGAACCAGAUGCCCUCCAGAGGUUGGGCUCUCUCCCGGGCAUGGUGUGGAGCAUUCUAUCUCCUGUGACCCUUACUGACAGCCUGGCAGGGGGGUAUGAGUAUGCUGGGUUUUCAGAUGUCAGAGGUGCCAAGAGAGGAAGCCACAUGCCCCCAAACACACGACUCGUAAGGGACGGAGCUGACUCCACAGCCUGUCUCAAAGCCCUGCCCCCGAGGGGAGGGGGCCGAGAGAGGGUCCUUCCGGGGGCCUGGCCCACUCAGAAGUAACAGGGUGACACAACAACCUCCUCAGAAAGAACCGGAAGGCCUCCGCCCCGCCCCACAGGCACCCUAUUGUCAGCGUCCGGGGCAGCCCCAAACCCACGCUCCCUCACUGACGGCAGGCCCGAAGGGGCGCCCUUCCUGCUACACAGGGGACAGGCUGCUGGAGCUGGAGCUGGGCCGAGGAGCUCCCGGUCCUGACACGCAGGACCAAGUGCGCCCCGGCCCCGCCCUGGCCUCCAGGCGCUCUGACCCGUGGGUCCCGGAGGCGUGGCGAUGACUUCGGCCUCUUGCAAGGCUGCGAGGCUGAGGAGCAGCAGGAAGGACACGUGCAACCAGGAAGGAUAGACAGGAGAGAAAGCCACAUGGCCAGCAUGUUCCCCGGAGGAGCAGGGACCCAGACCUCAGAAAGAAACACCAAACACAGACCCCAAACACCGAGCCCCAAGGCCAGUGCAGGUGGGCUGAGGCCUCGGGACCAGGGGAGGGCCUUCCAAAGGCCCGGCUCCCAAGGAGGAAAGUGAGGGGCUCCACUGACAGUGAACUGUCCUUCUGGACCAGCGUGGCUAUUAAAAUCCCCCCAAAACCCUAACAUGUUUUCUCUAGUGAACCCCAUCCCUGCCCAGAUGGGGUGAGUCUGGGAGGGUGCCUUCAGUGUUGUCUGGAUCCAGCUCUGACCAGGGAGAGGAGCCGGGGACCCAUGCUGCUCCCAGGCCCACCUCAGGCUUUCAUGACACUGGCUGGCUUUCCGUGCUCGUGAUGUUGGCAAGGAAGGUGCAUUGUGUAAACUGCUUGAGAAUGUAUAAUUCAAAUGUAAAUUCUCCGGGUGGUGGUUGCAGGCAUUGCUUACUGUUAUUAUUACUCCCUCUUGCUGGUUGGUUUGGAGGGCUUUCAACAGAGCGAUUGGGGGUGGAUGAGCACUUUUAUAAAGUCGUGUCCCCGUGUCCCCCCCGCCCCCAACCGUGCUGGCCUCAGGCAGUCCUCACAGGAGGGGCUCCCUGUUCUGUGUCUGUGUAUUCACCAGGCUCUCAGUGGGCACUGGUUGGGCCACGCAGGUCCUGGACGUGGCCUCGGAGAAAUAGAUCAGAGAUGUUGCUUUCCUGGAAGGCAGCAGUGCCCUCGACGGCCAUCACAUCCAGCCCGGCCCGCACCCCCCACCCUGCCCCCACCCCCACACAUGGGUGAGAUAGCAAGGUGAGCCGAGGUAGGAGAGGGGAGAUGGUUCUCCGAGGACCAGGACUGGACCGCCUCCCUCAGAGAGCUCUGCGUGUGUCCUGGGAGACCAGGAGGCCGGCUGUCAGGGAAGGGAGGCUGAGGGCAGCCUGAGCAGGUGGGCGAUGCUCGGGGCCCUGUAUUUCUCACCAGUUCUUUUCCUGCUGGAUUCUUCGAGCCUCAGACUGUUCCUGGGCCACAGAGGCACGGAAGCUCACGCUCAGCCCUGUGGGUCCUCCCUAAAUCCCAUGAGGAGAUGGGAUAAACCGCUCUGGUGACCCCGAAUGCCCUGCGAGCCUGGGGCGAGUGCCAGCCUCAGUGUAGCCUGUCGCUCCGCUGCCUCAGGCUCUGGGAACCACAGGUAGGCUGGGAAGAGAGAGCAGCCUGGCAGGCAUCAUUUCCCCAUUUCCUCAAAGCAAAGGGCUGAGGACAAGCCUGUCUGGACGAGGAGGAGGGAGAGGAGAGGGAAAGACUGUGCCCUCCGUGCAGGCCCCAUGACCCGGAGGCCAGGCCUCCUUCCAGUAAAACAGAAACACUGGCCCCCUUUCCGACCCCCUCCCGGGCCCACCCCUCCCCCACCCCAGCCUGUCAGAGCGGGAGGCUGACCACGGGGUCCCACUUGUGUGUGUCCUGAGUUUCCAGUGCCACUUGUCUCCUGCUCUGGAUUUAGCUGUGAAAUCCCCAUCCCAAGUGCUCUCCAUCCCCACCUGGACUUGCCAAAACGCCGACCGCCCAGGCUGGUCCAGACUCUACCGUCCAGCCUCCACUCUUGCACCCUCCGGUGGGCAGGAGCACAGACACAUGCACACUCACACACACAUAUGUGUGCAUACAGUCGCACACGUGCCUGUGCACACGCACUCUCUUGACAUGCACACUCAUACACACACGCACACACCAACCCUUGUGACCUCUGGGUGAAGGGGGACAGGGUCUCUCUGGGACUCAGGGUUGGGACUGAACAUCUCCAGAGGAACCCGCAACCCAGUCCAGGAGCCGUCUCCUUCCGGCAUGGGCUCUGGCUGGUGGCACUCUUUGCCCUCGUCACCCCCACCCUGGGCCUGGAUGCACACACUGUCUCCUCUCUCUAGGGCCCCUGGUCUCCCAGGGUCUGUGGGGUCACCAUCCCCACUCCACAAACCCGGCUGUGCUCAUCCCCCACACCCCAGCUUGGCCUUCUGUGGGAGGGCGAGGUGGGUCUGCCCAGAGAAGAGGGGACGGUGGGCUCUUUCUAAGCUCUCGUAGGGCUCUCUUCUGAGGUCCUUUUCUGUCCCCACAGCCCUCCACCUGCCCCAGUACAGGAACCAGUGAGGAGAGAAGGGGACAGAGGUCAUGUCCACCCCGUUUUCUAGAUUCGCGCUUGACUGGAUGUCCAGCACAGGGAGAGGGCGAUGUUGGCUGGAACCGGCCUGGGCACCCAUGGGAGCACUUGACUGGCCCUGUUCACAGGCCAAGUUCCAUGCUGUUGUACAUGGUGCCAAUUUUUUUUUAAACAACAUACACAAAAACAAGACUGGUUCUGUGUGUAUCCGCUGAACUUACAUAUGGAUGAGUGUUGUGUUGUGAUUUGCAGUUUUUUGAUUCCGUAAUUGGCGUUCUCCGGGUCUCUCUUCUCUCCGUUGAAUUACUCGCUGUACAUUUUUUUGUUCUCUGAUGAGACCCACUCUCUGGUACUCCAGGACUUUCUGGUCUCACUUCUACCCAGACUCACUGGGAGCCCACCCACCCCCACCUGCUUCCCCCAGGAUCCAAUCCAGCCAAAGGGGCUUUCCAGCCCCUUCCAAUGACUGGAGCCUUCCUUGGUUCCAAGAGAGAAAGAAACUUUAAUGUCCAGAGCCCAGAGAAGCUUCCAGACUUGUCCUGGCCCAAACCUUGCAGGGGGGCACCCAGGCCUGUCUACAGCUUAGCUUUCCCGGAGCCCUGGGGACCCAGCCUCGCCACCAGCCGCGGCCACCGGGGUCUCCACAGUGCCCUCUAGGCGCUGUGCGGGGUUCCAAUUUCUCCAGCGUUCUGUCAGCUUUAAAAUUCAUAACUUGAGCACUGUUACUGCACAUGUAAUGAAAGGUACCAUGGAUGACAGUAAAAACCCGUGUACAUAGCUCCAUGUACAUAUUUAUAUAGACACACGCGUUCCUAUUAUAAAUAUACUAAGCAUGCCAUUCUCUUGGGCAUUCCAUGGUUGUGUUUUUUUUAAAUCCUGGAAGUAUGGCUUUGGAAACCUUUUCUUCCCUUCCCUCUUUUUCUAUGUAAUAAACAUUCAUGUGACCUUU
This is a messenger RNA of Equus caballus (horse), 7669 nucleotides long. NCBI's taxonomy places the organism in Eukaryota, Metazoa, Chordata, Mammalia, Perissodactyla, Equidae. The record is from RefSeq and is a predicted model, not a curated record.